This is a messenger RNA of Schizosaccharomyces cryophilus OY26, 1987 nucleotides long. Its product is annotated as short chain dehydrogenase DHRS family protein. The record is from RefSeq and is a predicted model, not a curated record. The coding region runs from base 243 to 1112 and encodes 289 amino acids. Lineage: Eukaryota; Fungi; Ascomycota; Schizosaccharomycetes; Schizosaccharomycetales; Schizosaccharomycetaceae. The transcript is spliced from 4 exons. Gene Ontology annotation, molecular function: oxidoreductase activity, acting on the CH-OH group of donors, NAD or NADP as acceptor.
GUUAUUAAGAACUCUGUAUAUAAAUUAACAAACAAUCCUUUGUUGACAAUUAAUUUUAUAGUGUGCUUUUUGAGAUGGUAUAGAUUUUAAGUAUAUUGGUUGAUCGUACAAUUUAUAUCUGUUUUUUUUUUUUAGAACUUGUUACUACUAGAGAGGAGACCAUAGAAUCAUUCCGUGCUAUAUUCAAGUAGGUUUAUUCUAAAACGAACGUUUGAUUGUUUACAGUUUCUUAUUGCUGCCGAAUGAUGGAGCUUUGGUUCAACUCUACCUACCUAUGGGCUUUUCUUAUAGUGUUCCUCGUAGCUGUAUAUGGUCGUCGUUUUACUAGGAAAGCAAACCUUCCUAGUCGUCUAGGUGAUUCAAUAGUGAUAACUGGCGGUAACGGUGUUCUUGGACGAUCGUUAGUUUCGCAAGCCAUCAACUAUGGUCUUAAAGUAAUAUCUCUAGAUGUUGAAUAUUCUCCAAACUUUUUUCAUGACGUCCCAGACGUGAUUCCAAUCAUAUGUGAUAUCACAGAUGAAGAAAGUGUAAACAUUUGUCUGAAACAUAUGAAAAAUAUUCAUGCGAAGCCAUUCGCUCUCAUUAAUGCAGGAGCUGUUGCUCCAAAAAAUAGAUUGCUUGAUAUGAGUAGUAAGCAGCUAGCAAGGUGUAUCCAUGUAAACACUAUUGGACAAACCAACGUUACUAAAUCGUUUUAUUCUUCACUGCUAAAGUCCGUGGAUCCUCAUAUCAUCAACAUAACAUCUGCUUUGGCGUACUUUAGUGCCUCUGGAGUCGCCGCUUAUUCUUGUUCAAAGGCUGCUUUAUUAUCUAUACAUGAAGCGUUGGAAGUAGAACUCAAGCAGAUACAUUCACCCGUAAAACUCUCUCUAUACUCGCUUGGCCAAUUUAAAUCAAAAUUGUUUGAGAAAGAUACGCCAAACAAAUUCUUAGCUCCGCUGUUAAACUCAAAUGACAUCGCAAAAAUUAUAGUACGAAACUUAAUUAAUAAUCAUAGCGGGCGGUUUUAUUAUCCGCUCUACGUUCGUUUCAUGCCGCUAUUAAGAUUUAUGCCCUUAGAAAUUCAGAGACUUGCUCGUUGGUUCAGUGGCAUGGACGAGAUUUAUUCGUAGACGAAGAAUUUAUAAUUCUAUAUAUCAAUAAUGGCGAUUGUGCUUCCGACAUGAAUCUCGGCAGAUGUCUGGCCAAUCCAAAGAAUUUCAGGACGGUCGUUUUCAUUAUCAGAACUUGUCUGCAAAAGUACUCGCUUAAUAAUAUUCAGGCUGGAGUUGUACGUGUUCAAAAAUGUUCCAUUCUCAUGCAUCAUUUUCCAAAUAAUACAUUCUUUUUGCAUAGCGCUGACGCCAACAUAACAUUCGCCAGCUGGGUUUGCUGACAGUAAUUGAAAAUCGCCAUCAACUGAUUCCGUACUAACGAUUUUCUUUCUUUUUGGAAUGUCAUACACAGUCAAAAAACCAUUUUCUAUGUAUGAAUAUUUUUCAAUUUUUUCAUCAAAACAUACAAAGGGGAACCUCUCGGAUAUAGCUUUCGUUACUUCAGUAACUUCGUUUGAAGAACGAUUAGCAUACAGGAUUGGUAUUAAUUUUUCCGUUACUAAAUGGUUGAACAGGACAAAAUUUUGCUCUGUGUUUUCAAUGGCUAGUCUCAUGAUUUUCAGAAUAGCCUGUCGAACGUUAGGUUUAUUUAUGUCGUAAAUUUCAUUGCAUAAACAGGUUAAUAAAAGGAUGGCAUUGCUAGAGGAAACGUCAACAACAGAUCUAAAAAGCAUGCUGUUAUGAUCUUUCAGGUCUUCCUCAUGGACAGAUGCCGAUAAUGACAUGUAGUAAAUCAGUUUUGCGGGAUCAAUGUGCUUAGAAUAUACUGAAAAACCAUUACUCAGCAAUCGAAGCGCGACAUGAUCAUUUUCAUAAUUUGAAGCUUUUUCUAAUAAAUACGAGGAUAAAGUUUUUAGUUCAAAAUCGUCAAAUGCAGAAGGAUAUAGACCGGC